Messenger RNA from Ambispora leptoticha, 321 nucleotides. Lineage: Eukaryota; Fungi; Glomeromycota; Glomeromycetes; Archaeosporales; Ambisporaceae. The record is from the annotation of a GenBank genome assembly.
AUGACAAUAAAAGAAUUUGGUAAUUCGUUCAAGGAAAAUAAUAGUAGGAAAGAGGAUAUUAAAAAAGGUGGUGGUAAUACUACUGCUUUAAAUGAUACGAACUUUUUUACUAAUGCUUAUGAUUAUAAACCUGCAAUAAAAGCGAUUAAGAAUAUUCCUGCUAUAAGUGGUGAUAAUAACGCUAUAAAGGCGAUUGCUAAGGCUGUAGAGAGUGCUAAUUUUGUUAACAGUAUUGACCCUUUUAUCUAUCGGUUGGUUACUAGCGAUGAAAUUACUAAAAAUUUAAGUGGUGCUGGUACGGACGGAGCAGAUGCGAUUGCG